AUGUCUGUCCAAUGCCAUGGGGUCACUAAGCAAAAUACAAGAUGCAAGAAACAAGUCUUUGAAGGGAACUAUUGUCAUUAUCAUCAAGAUCAAGAUCAAGAAGUAAAGAUAGCUCCCGGCUCAGCCAAAGUGUCAACUGCUUCUAGCUCAAAUAAAAAAACAGAUAAAACUGAUGGCAAAUCAUAUAAACCUUCUAAGAAUUCGUUUGUUCACAAUAUUCAGAAUUUAGAAUUCAGCUCUAAAAAUAAGAAAAAUCAAGUUGCCGCAAGCCCAACCACCACCACAACAACAACUAAAGUCUCCAGUGGAAAUGGCGUUAAAAAAACAAAAAAACAAUAUGAUAAAGUGUAUAAUAUAAAGCUAUCAAAUAAGCCAAGUAACUACAUGGAGAAUAAUACGGAUACAAUAAACGUUGAAAAUGAAGGGUUUAUUUAUGUUUACACUUUAAAGCAUUUACUAUCACCAAAUCCAUCAAAAAAGGACUGGGUUCAGAUUGAGAACAGUUCUAAUAAUAAUAGGCGCGCUAAUAGUGAAUUUAUUAGCAACAAGAAAUGGGAAAGCUUUGAUCCUAAAAACCACAUUUUAUUAAAAAUUGGAUUAACUACGCAGUCUGUGCAAAAAAGAAUCAAGCAAUGGGAAACCCAGUGCAAAUGCGAUUUAAUUAUUGUUGAGCCUUUAUUGUUUGAGACUUCUGUUAAAUUCAUUAAUAGUGGUUUAAAGUUAUUAAAUUUGGGAGAUUCAAAGGCAAAUCUUAGUAAUGACCCAGACCGAAUGAAUUAUAAUAAUUUUAUCAAUUUAUUGAAAUUCAAAAGCUACAAUAAUCAGUUGAAAGGGUAUUAUUGUCCAAAGAAUUUAUACAAGAUUGAACUGUUAAUCCAUGAUACACUAAGAGAGAAAUAUGGGAAAGUGAAUUUGUACUGCGAGAAUUGUGGAGUGCGAGCUGAUGAUGUGGAUUAUAAGUUGCACACCGAGUGGUUUUUGGUGGAUAGAGACGAUAUGAAGAAGGUCUUCAAGCUAGUCGAUGGCAUUUGCUACAAGAACUCUUUAUAG
Ascoidea rubescens DSM 1968 is the source of this 1050-nucleotide messenger RNA. RefSeq lists its product as uncharacterized. The transcript has a single exon. The record is from RefSeq and is a predicted model, not a curated record. Bases 1 to 1050 code for a protein of 349 amino acids. Lineage: Eukaryota; Fungi; Ascomycota; Saccharomycetes; Ascoideales; Ascoideaceae.